Capronia epimyces CBS 606.96 is the source of this 327-nucleotide messenger RNA. RefSeq lists its product as uncharacterized. Bases 1 to 327 code for a protein of 108 amino acids. The transcript has 2 exons. Lineage: Eukaryota; Fungi; Ascomycota; Eurotiomycetes; Chaetothyriales; Herpotrichiellaceae. The record is from RefSeq and is a predicted model, not a curated record.
AUGUCCAACUCCACUGCAACAGCCCGGAACAUUCGCCCAUGGACAUUACGCGGAGUCACACCGGCUGUUGGACCUGCCGAUCUCGUCGUGUCAAGUGUGAUGCCUGCCUUCAUCAAGAACGCCGUCCGAUCUGCCUGCGAUGCUCCCGAAGCAACCACACUUGUGGAUAUGGCAUCCGUCUCACCUGGCAGGAGGAUAAUGAUGCUCGAGGCAUAUGUCAUGGACGGGCCGGCGUCUGGUCAAAAGCAGGGAAACAAAAUCGAUCAGGCCGUCAGAGAAGAACAAAGAGCGAGGGAAUGGCUGGCCUUCCUCCGUUCCCCCAUCUAG